Messenger RNA from Saccostrea cuccullata (small rock oyster), 2118 nucleotides. RefSeq names its product gamma-aminobutyric acid receptor subunit epsilon-like. Lineage: Eukaryota; Metazoa; Mollusca; Bivalvia; Ostreida; Ostreidae. Gene Ontology annotation, cellular component: plasma membrane; neuron projection; synapse. Gene Ontology annotation, biological process: monoatomic ion transmembrane transport; nervous system process; regulation of membrane potential. The coding region runs from base 422 to 1237 and encodes 271 amino acids. Gene Ontology annotation, molecular function: transmembrane signaling receptor activity; acetylcholine-gated monoatomic cation-selective channel activity. The record is from RefSeq and is a predicted model, not a curated record. The transcript has 5 exons.
CAGUUGUCCAAUAUCUUCUUGUUGGAAACCUUACUUCAAAGUUCUCUUCAUUGACAGUAACUUAAUGAGCUCUCUAAUUCAAUUUUGAUGAAAUUCAAGAAAGCCAUUCAUAUACGAAAACUGGUAAUUACAUGAAGAACAUCUAAAUAAUGGAAUAUAAUGCGAUGAAGGCCAUUCCAUUGUCGCAUUAAUACCGGGAUGUCCAGAGUUCCAAUUGACAACUCAAGUGGUAUUGGUUCCCAAUAUCCUUCCGCAGUCGGGAGACCAGCGCUUAAGGUGACACACAACCAAUCCUGCGGGACAGAAUAACAGCUGAAAGUUUGCAAAUCCUGCGGAAGCCAAAAUAUUUGCUAAGAAACAUUGGAUAAAGGAGUAGGGGGAGUGCGUACUACAUCGCGUGCGGGGAUUACAGCGAACAAGGAUGGACGUGUAUAUUUUUCUUUUCUUAGGAUUGUUUUCAAGAUUCACAGGAACAGUCGGGCAGAAAAGCUAUGUUGCUGAAUCUUCCAACGUCUUUACGACAGCCUUUCUGAAGUACAAUAAGCAUUUCCGCCCCUAUAACGAGUCUGCUACACCGCUCCUACUGAAUGUUCGAUUUGAUUUGGUAAAGGUUUUAAAAGUAGACCCCGAAACUCCGAGUAUGACUUCUAUAGUGGAUACCCGAUUUCAAUGGGUGGACGGGCGACUUUACUGGUACUCAGACAUCAUAAAGCACGUGACAGUCAACGUUACUGAAGUGUGGACACCCGAUGUUUAUUUCCUGAAUAUGGAGUCCCAACCAGAAGUACUAAUUAAUCCUCGCUUUUUGACCAUAGAGUCCACAGGAAAGGUCUAUUGGUACCAGCGGACCAAGCUCAUUACUCCAUGCUCCUCAGAAUCUAACGGAGACUUUGUCUGCCCAGUGACUUUCGGUUCUAUGCAGUUUCCUCAAAGUGAACUCGACUUUGACCGCAUAGAAUGUGAAUAUAGCAAUGCAAAUAGCAAGAAUGUUAACGUCACUUCCGUUGCAAUGGAAAUAGAUACAGAGGAUUUACCGCGUGUACCUUUCUCUAAGAGCACGUCAAAAAGAGGAAGUUGUGUUGCUUCUAUUUCCGUUGAUCUGGAGGCAAGCAACAGGGAGAAAUAUAGUUACCAGAAAUUUGAAGCUCAAAGGGGGAAUAUGAAAUCAUCGUCUGUCUAUAUAAUGGCCAACUUAGUGACUGUUAUUUUGUCUCUAACAUGUGUUUGGGUAAAAUAAAAGAUAUGUAAAGAAAGCUAUUUAAUGUGAAAGUAGACAUGAAUAUAAGCAAAAAUGAGAGAUAAUAGUUCAUCAUGCAAAGGCAGUUCGUCUCUUUGAAGAAGCAACCUGUACAUGAUAUGAAUGUUUUAAAACUGAAUUAUUUGUAGAUACAUGUACGUGUCUAUUCCUUAUCCACCACUGACUUAUUCUUCCAAAAUAUCCAUUUUUUAAAAAAAUGUGUUUCAGAGAGUAUACUGCGCAAAUCUUUAGUGCAUUCUAAAUACUUCUGUACCAAAGCUUGUGAACACUAUACAAAGGACGAUAGUGACUUUUAUAGCUGUAGUAACUUUGCUAGUACAUGCAUUUAUGCUGUUAUACACGUAGCAGAAUAUUUAGCGCUUAUCAAAUCGACUGCAUAAUUGCACAUAGGUAUAAGCAGGUUUUUGUAACUUUGAAUAAAGGAUACAAUAUAUCUGCACAAAAAUACUCAUGUAGGUUUUUGCAUUAUUAAGCCUUGAAAAUAAAGUCUGUUAAUCCAUUUUCAUUUAGUUGGAAAAAUAUUGUAUGUUGUUUUCUUGAAUGUAUAAAAUUAUUUUACAACAACUGUAUAUGAAACUGUCAAAAUGGUCAAAGAGUCAAUGCUUUUUAUAUAGUUUGAGAGAGAAAGAAAGAGAGAAAGAAAGAUAGAGAGAGAGUUUUCUAUAAAACAAGUGACGUGUAGUUCAUCAUAUAAAAAUCAAAUUAAGCAAUCGAUGGAUGUCCUAUCCCAAUCUUUUGCAUAAAUUAACUCUAGCUUAUAUUAAUUUCUCAGAUACUAGAAUACAUGUUUUGUUAUAUGAAAGAGUCUGUAUUAAGGUCUUCGUUUUAUAGAUCACACUGACAUUAAACAUUUAAAAUAA